This is a messenger RNA of Thyridium curvatum, 2103 nucleotides long. RefSeq lists its product as uncharacterized. Gene Ontology annotation, biological process: transmembrane transport; monoatomic ion transport. The record is from RefSeq and is a predicted model, not a curated record. Gene Ontology annotation, cellular component: membrane. Gene Ontology annotation, molecular function: monoatomic ion channel activity. Lineage: Eukaryota; Fungi; Ascomycota; Sordariomycetes; Thyridiales; Thyridiaceae. The transcript has 4 exons. Bases 1 to 2103 code for a protein of 700 amino acids.
AUGGCUCCCAUGCGCGUGAAAUCUUUCGCGCAGAGACACGCCGAGGAGCCCAGAACGCCGUCUCCCUUCACAGGGGGUGCUGAGGGGCAUCUCCCUGAAAUCAACGAGGAUGACGUCUUCCGUGACGUGGUUAAGAAGCUGUCUGAAUUCAUCACCGAAGUUGUGACUUUGCCAAGCACUUUUGAGCAGCUGAGAACGACCAUUGCUGGAGACUCUCUCAGAGACCUGGUAGAGCACCUGAGUCUCGAGUGUACCAACCCAGCGAUUGUCAACGCUCUAUUGGCUCUCAAAUGGCACUACAAUGCGUCGAGCGAGGAUAAGGGACUUGGAGAAGCGCGUGCUAGCGCUUGUGAGAUUGUUGCAUGGCGUCUGCUGACGCGCCUCUCGGAACGCGAGGCUGUGGAUUACUGCCUCUAUGAGAUCCCGGCAGUCACAGAUGACUCGACCAGCGAAGACGACACCAACCAGCAGGAUGAAGAGCGUGCCACUGAGACGACCGCGCUCUUGUCUCAGGCCUGGACCAACACUGCCGAGAAUGCUCGAAAGGUCUUGGAGCAGACGGGCACCAGCAGGCGGUCUCGUCUCUUCCAGUCCAUCUCCAGGCUCACCAUGAGCAUGACGUUCGAUGGCGGCAGCGACGACGAGGAGGAUGACCCGACUUCAUCUUUCAUCGGCCUGAAUGCUCUCGAGAUCGCCGCUAUCGCUGAUGCAAAGCGCUUCCUCAGCCAGAACGUCGUGCAAAAGAUCAUUACUGGUAUCUGGAACGGCGAUAUUGUCUUUUGGGACAGCCUGUCUGUGCAUGCAGAGAAGAAGCCAAGAUUCUACAACGCCCACACAGCCGACCCGUUCUCGCGGCUGCGUGUUCCCAAGUACCUCAAAUCUUUCGAGGUUCUCUUCUUUGCCAGCUUCCUGGCGUUGUACUACUCUGUCCUCGUUGAGAGGAACCCCACCCGGAUCACGCCGAUUGAGGUUCUGCUGUACAUCUGGUUUGGGGCUUUCAUCUACGAUGAGCUGAGCGAAUGGAUCGACGCAGGGUCCAUCUUCUAUGCGGCAGAUGUCUGGAACCUGUUCGAUGUGAUAAUGAUGUCCAUCGGAAUCAUGUUUGCGAUCAUGAGGAUCAUCGGGUUGUCGAGGAACGAUCGUAUGAUUGUCGAUCUUGCCUUUGACAUCCUCUCUCUGGAAGCCCUCUUCAUGGUGCCACGGAUCUGUUCCAUCCUCAGUCUCAGCCCAUACUGGGGUACCCUGAUCCCGUGUCUUAAGGAGAUGGGAAAGGACUUCAUCAAAUUCAUGGUCCUUGUUGUUAUUAUCUAUCUCGGGUUCCUCACCACCUUCUCCCUUGUCGGCCGCGAUCGCUUCAGUCUCCCCGACAUGACCAUGAUCUUGACCAAGAUCUUCUUCGGGUCGAGCUACGUCGGUUUUGACCACAUGAAGCAGAUCGACCCCAUCUUUGGCCCUCCUCUCAUGCUCAUCUUCAUUACGCUGAGCUCAAUCCUCCUCAUGGGCUCCCUUACCGGUAUGCUCUCCAACAGUUUCUCGCGUGUUAUCAGCCACGCUCGGGAAGAGUAUCUCUACGUCUACAGCGUCUACGUCCUAGAGGCAUCGACCAGCAACCGACUCACGCACUUUUAUCCACCCUUCAAUCUGCUCGCUCUCGUCAUAUUCCGGCCCUUGCGCAUCUUCCUCCCUUCGGACAACAAGUUCCGAGCUGCGCGCAUUCUGCUUCUCAAGGCAACACAUCUUCCCAUCGUCGGGGCCAUCAUGUUCUACGAGCUGGUACGCGGCAAAUUGAAGGAUCCGGACGAAUUUGCUGGCUUCUUCAAGGGGCCUAGACAAGAGACUACCACCCUGGGAACCCCCGUCCGCCCGUCUCUCAAAUCUCAGCAACCAAAGCGGAACUCGGAUACCUCGUAUCGCCGGUCGCGCUUCACGAGCGUGUCUGACUUUUCGCCAAGGUUUGUGCGGCCUGGACGCACCGGCAAUGUCGACGAGGACACGGGUGAAGCCCCCACGGAUGUCGAGGUCCGCAUCGCGGAGCUGUCGUCCAAGAUUGACAAGCUGACAGACUUGGUGGUCCGGCUUCAAGCCGCCAAUGACACCAAGUGA